GCUCUGGAGGUCUGGGGAGUUCAGACAUGGAGUUACAAAAGAUGCUAAUAGAUGCAAGGAUGCGCUGUGAAAACCACAAAACAAACUACCAGACCCUGAAGGCUGAACACACCAGGCUUCAGGAUGAGUACACGCGGGUCCAAGGGGAUUUGAAGCGUAUGUUGAAUGAAAAGCAGGCUGGUCAAGAGAAGCUGCAGCUGUUACUGGCUGAGCUACGUGGAGAACUACUCGAUAAGACCCGAGAGCUUGAGGAGCUCAGACUGCAGGUGGCACGGCUGGAGAAGGAAAAGGAGGAACUCAAUGCCCAGCUGCAGAGCAGUGACCCGACACGAGACAUGAAACGGGUGGAGACUCUACUCAGAGACAAGGCUCAGCUCCACCAGCGAAUCAAAGGCCUGGAGGCAGAGGUGGCCCAGCUCCGUGCCGAGAGAGACAACACGGGGGCGCAGGCCGAAAACGUGCAGCGAAUCCAGAUUCGACAGCUGGCCGAGUCCCAGGCAGCCAUUAAGGCCCUGGAGGCAGAGAAGCAGUCGGUUCGAAUGCAGCUGGAACGUGUUGAGAAGGAGCUUGUCCUCAGUCAGGAACAGAACACACUGCUCACCAGCAAACUUCACAAAGCUGAGAGAGAGGUCAACACACUCUCCAGUCAGGUUGAGGGAAUGAAGCACUCUCAGAAGCUGGAGAUAGCCAACAUAAGGCUGGAGAGUGAGAGAGCCCGAGGAGAGGUGGAAAGAGAGAGAGACACACUGCAGGCUCAAAUGGAAGGUCUGCAGUCUGACAUGGAGGUGCUGAAGUCUGCAGUGGAACGUAAUAAGGAAAUUCUGGCAGAGAAGGAGAGAGAGAUUGUCCGAAGGGUACAGGCUGCACGGGAGGAAGAGGUCCACAAAAUCGCCGCCAUACAGGAGGAGAAGCUGGAGUUAGACAAUCGUCUUGCUGAGCUGGAGCAGCAGAGGGCUUUAAGCGAGGCAGAGGGACACGCCCUGAGAGAGGAGUGGGAGGAGCGUCUCCGUGGUGCACAACUGGGGGAGGAGUCUGCACGCAAAGAGCUGCUAAGCCUCAGAGCUAAACUUCAGCAACAGGCUGUGCAUUUAGAGGAGCUGGAGAGGCAGAAAACAGAGAAUGCAGACUUGAGACGGCAAAACGCCGAGCUGAACGUGCAGAUCAGUACGCUGUCUCACUCAGAGAACGAGCUCCUAGAAACAAACAGUAAGCUGAGGGAGAGUGUAGAGAGACUGAGAGAGGAGCUGAGGAAUGCCCGGGUACAGAUGGAGAGGACACAACAGGAGGCAGAGAGGCUUGUAGAUGAAAGACGGGUAGAGUGGCUAGAAGAGAAACACAAGCUGCAGGAAAGAGACGCCGAGCUACAGGAAAAAUACAGUCAAGCCAAAGAACGUCUUCACAAGGCAGCUCUCGCACAGAAAAAGAGAAAGACAAUGACAGAGACUAAAGAAAAGAGACUUCAAGAUAAGAUACAACUACUAGAGGCCAAAAUAGCAGAACUAGAGAUUGAAGCCACUGCAGCCAAGAAGAGACCUUCAUACUCUGAGGAGCAUGCCCAGCUCAACCGGCGGCUGAAAGAUCUGCAGCGCAGACACACUGAAUUCCGCCGACUGUUGCUGGGGGGUCAAAUGACCUCCACACCCCUGGCUCCCUCACUCCUCAUGCCCGGGUCCGAACUGGUCUUCUCCAGCUUACAGGAUGAGCAGUACCAGAGGGAGCUCUCUGUGGUGCGGAGGCGUCUGGAGGAGUUGGAAAGCACUCAGCAGCAGCAGCUGGAGCAGCUGGCCACCCCUAUGGACCGGGACACGGACAGGGAACGACUCCACUGUGACUCUCGUAACGGAAACAACAGCGUCCUACAAGAGGGCACUCCAGACCUUUAACACUAGUACAGGAGCAAUAAAAAUUGACUAAGUGCCAAAAGACCUAGAUGAAUGGUUUUUAAACAGAGGGCUGUAUUUAUGAUGAAUUUGUAAUUUGUUCUUGUUUUUGGGAAUCACUGAUAUGCUAUUUUUUUGUUGUUUUUUUUUUUAACUUGAAACAGGUUGUA
Chanos chanos (milkfish) is the source of this 2050-nucleotide messenger RNA. It is a transcript of the gene cep83, whose product is annotated as centrosomal protein 83. Bases 27 to 1883 code for a protein of 618 amino acids. The record is from RefSeq and is a predicted model, not a curated record. The transcript is spliced from 13 exons. Lineage: Eukaryota; Metazoa; Chordata; Actinopteri; Gonorynchiformes; Chanidae. Gene Ontology annotation, biological process: establishment of centrosome localization; cilium assembly. Gene Ontology annotation, cellular component: centriole; centrosome; Golgi apparatus.